Molecule: messenger RNA, 8664 nt
Organism: Monopterus albus (swamp eel)
Lineage: Eukaryota; Metazoa; Chordata; Actinopteri; Synbranchiformes; Synbranchidae
Gene: acacb
Product: acetyl-CoA carboxylase beta
Exons: 54
Coding region: 340-7629 (2429 amino acids)
Biological process (GO): fatty acid biosynthetic process
Cellular component (GO): mitochondrion
Molecular function (GO): metal ion binding; acetyl-CoA carboxylase activity; ATP binding
Source: RefSeq, a predicted model, not a curated record
AGGAGGAAGAGUGGGGGGAGGAGGAGGGCGGCUGCUGCGGCGGCUGUAAGUAAAUAGGCUGGUAGUAGGUGGCUUUGACAUUUACAGCUGCUACAAACAAAAUGUUUGGGGUUUUAAAAUGAUAAACAAUGGUGUGGCUGACUUUGGGUGGAGGUCUCCAAUUAAGUCAACAGUGAGGAAUGGUUUUUAAUUCAUAAUAACCUCGAGUAGUGUGAAGUUAUGAGAAAUAAUAAGUUGCAACUAGACGAGGAACAGCAACAACAACGACUGAGCAAUGCUACCCCUUAUCUGUAGUGUAUCCACUUUGUUCCUGUUGCAGUCUCAGGAGGGUAUCUGUGAAUGCUGCCGUUUGCAGUUUUGGGGUUAAUCCUUUGGAUAUUGUUCCUACUGUGGAAGAGUAAUGCUAAGAGUGUAGUGAUGCCUGUGAAAGAAGAGGAAUCUUCAUCUGACUGUGGUUCCCCUGCAGCUGAGGAGAAAAUGCCUGCUUCCCAAACCCCCCAUCUAGAGAAACAUUCCUUGUCAACAGCUCCUACUACCUCAACACACAAUGAGAGUCCUCUGUCUGACAGUACCUCUGUGGGUCUUGAAGUUAAAACAGUGGACUCUGAGCCUCCUCAGUCCUCUAAGGUCAAUUCAGAGCUGCAGUUGUUGCCACAGAACUUUCAGGAACCUCACAAAACUGAUGUGCCAAUGCCCGGCUCAGGGACCAAAGCGAGGGAACGCCUCAAAUUCAUCCUUGGAGCAUCAGAGGAUAAUUCUUCAGACGAGGAGGCUCCAGUCACCAAACCGCCAAGUGGUGCAUGUCAGCCACCGACCUCUACCCCCAGCUCUUCCUCUCAGCAGAUGUCCUGUGCAGUGCCACAGUCCAGCUCUUUACACAUCAGGCCCAGCAUGUCUGGUCCUCACUUGGUGAAAAAAGGACGUGAACACAGAAAGAUGGAUCUGCAAAGGGACUUCACUGUCGCCUCUCCUGCUGAGUUUGUCACCCGAUUUGGUGGCAACCGUGUCAUAGAAAAAGUGCUGAUAGCUAACAAUGGCAUAGCUGCGGUGAAAUGUAUGCGCUCUAUCCGCCGCUGGUCCUACGAAAUGUUUCGCAACGAGAGGACCAUCCGCUUCGUAGUCAUGGUGACCCCCGAGGACCUGAAAGCCAACGCAGAAUACAUUAAAAUGGCAGACCAUUAUGUACCUGUACCUGGUGGGCCCAACAAUAACAACUAUGCCAACGUAGAGCUGAUAGUGGACAUUGCGAAAAGAAUCCCAGUGCAGGCUGUGUGGGCUGGUUGGGGUCAUACCUCAGAAAAUCCCAAACUUCCUGAGUUCCUGAACAAAGCGGGAAUAUCGUUCUUGGGGCCAUCCAGUAAGGCCAUGUGGGCUCUAGGGGAUAAGGUGGCUUCAUCUAUUGUGGCCCAGAGUGCUGACAUUCCCACACUGCCAUGGAGUGGAUCAGGUCUGAGAGUGGACUGGCCAGAGGAGGACCAACGACUUGGCAAUGUAAUCAUUGUUCCUCCAGAGGUCUACAGAAAGGGCUGUGUUCGUGAUGUAGAUGAAGGGCUGGCAGAAGCUGAGAGAAUUGGUUAUCCUGUGGUUAUCAAGGCCUCUGAGGGUGGAGGUGGAAAGGGUAUCCGGAAAGUAGAAAGCUCAGAAGAGUUUCCAGGUUUCUUUAGACAGGUUCAGGCAGAGAUACCCGGCUCGCCUAUCUUCAUCAUGCAGCUGGCUCAGCAUGCGAGACACCUUGAGGUUCAGAUCCUGGCUGAUCAGUAUGGAAAUGCCAUCUCUCUGUUUGGGCGAGAUUGCUCCAUCCAAAGAAGGCACCAGAAGAUCAUAGAGGAGGCGCCUGCCACCGUAGCGGCUCCCUCAACACUUGAGCAAAUGGAACGGUAUGCUGUGCGGCUGGCCAAGAUGGUGGGCUACGUGAGUGCAGGUACUGUGGAGUAUCUCUUCUCUGAAGACGGAAGCUUUCAUUUCUUGGAGCUGAAUCCUCGCCUGCAGGUGGAACAUCCCUGUACAGAGAUGAUUGCAGAUGUAAAUCUGCCUGCUGCCCAGCUUCAGAUUGCGAUGGGCGUCCCCCUUCAUAGAAUUAAGGACAUCCGCUUGCUUUAUGGAGAAAGUCCAUGGGGCGACACCAUCAUUAACUUUGAGACUCCAGACUGCAUACCAAGUCCAAGGGGGCAUGUCAUAGCUGUUCGAAUCACCAGUGAGAACCCCGAUGAGGGCUUCAAGCCCAGUUCUGGUACCGUGCAGGAGCUGAACUUCCGCAGCAGUAAAAAUGUUUGGGGUUAUUUCAGCGUGGGGGCGACUGGUGGCCUGCAUGAGUUUGCCGACUCCCAGUUUGGACACUGUUUCUCCUGGGGCGAGAACCGCGAAGAAGCCAUUUCGAACAUGGUGGUGGCUGUGAAGGAGCUGUCCAUCAGAGGUGACUUCAGGACAACUGUAGAAUACCUCAUUAAGAUACUGGAGACAGAAAGCUUCAGAAACAAUGACAUUGACACCGGCUGGCUGGAUCAUCUCAUUGCAGAGAAAGUGCAGGCAGAGAGGCCAGAUACAACGCUGGGUAUUGUCUGUGGGGCUUUGCAUGUUGCUGAUGCUAGUUUCAGAAAGAGCAUGUCUGACUACCUUCAUUCACUAGAAAGAGGCCAGGUGUUGCCUGCAGCCAGUCUCCUCAACUCUGUCAGUGUGGACCUAAUAUAUGAAGGAGUCAAGUUCUGCCUGAAGGUGGCUCGCCAAUCCCCAACAACCUAUGUUAUCACGAUGAACUGCUCCGACAUUGAAAUAGAUGUCCACAGACUGAGUGACGGAGGCCUCCUGUUCUCCUACAAUGGCAGCAGCCACACCACCUACAUGAAGGAGGAAGUGGAUAGCUACCGUAUCACUGUUGGCAACAAGACCUGUGUAUUUGAGAAGGAGAAGGAUCCCACAGUGCUGAGGUCACCCUCUGCUGGUAAACUGUUGCAAUACUUGGUUGAGGAUGGAGGUCAUAUAUUUGCCGGGGAGACCUAUGCAGAGAUUGAGGUGAUGAAGAUGGUGAUGACUCUGACUGUGCAGCAGUCUGGUUGUAUCCACUUUGUCAAGAGACCAGGGGCGGUUCUGAGGCCUGGCUGUGUGGUGGCACGUGUGGACCUGGACGACCCCAGCAGUAUCCACUUGGUGGAGCUCAACACAGCCACACUGCCUCCCCAGCAACCACUGCCCAUAGCUGGGGAAAAGCUUCACCAGGUGUUCCACAAUGUGCUCGAAAACCUGUUUAAAGUCAUGGAUGGGUACUGCCUUGAAGAACCCUACUACAGCAGCAAGCUGAAACAGUGGGUGACUACGCUCAUGAAGACCCUUAGAGACCCCUCUCUGCCUUUGUUGGAACUCCAGGAGAUCAUGACCAGCGUGGCGGGUCGUAUUCCACCUACUGUUGAGAAAGACAUCCGUAAAGUCAUGGCUCAGUAUGCAAGCAACAUCACCUCUGUCCUCUGCCAGUUCCGCAGUCAGAGGAUUGCAAAUAUUCUAGAUAGCCAUGCAGCGACCCUGCAGAGGAAGGCUGACCGUGAGGUCUUCUUCAUGAACACUCAGAGUAUUGUACAGUUGGUGCAGAGGUACCGAAGUGGAAUUCGUGGUUACAUGAAGUCUGUGGUUCUCGAUCUGCUGAAGCGCUACUUGCAAGUAGAGAUGCAGUUUCAGCAAGCUCACUAUGAUAAAUGUGUUAUCAACCUGAGAGAGCAGCACAAACCCAACAUGAAUCCUGUGUUGGACUACAUCUUCUCUCAUGCCCAGGUCUCCAAGAAGAACAUCCUGGUCACCAUGCUCAUCGACCAACUGUGUGGGAGGGAUCCCACCCUGGCAGAUGAGCUGAUGGCCAUUCUCAGUGAACUCACACAGCUCAGCAAGAUGGAGAACUCAAAGGUGGCUUUGAGAGCCAGACAGGUCUUGAUUGCCUCCCAUUUGCCAUCAUAUGAACUGAGACACAACCAGGUGGAGUCCAUCUUCCUGUCAGCCAUUGACAUGUUUGGCCACCAGUUUUGUCCGGAGAACUUGAAGAAACUCAUUCUCUCUGAAACCUCAAUUUUUGAUGUUUUGCCCAAUUUCUUCUAUCACUCCAACCAAGUGGUUUGCAUGGCUGCCUUGGAGGUGUAUGUGCGUAGAGCUUACAUCGCCUAUGAGCUGAACAGCAUCCAGCAUCACCAGCUGCAGGAUGGAACAUGUGCUGUAGACUUCCAGUUUAUGUUACCAACGUCACAUCCUAACAGAGGGAGCAACCCUACUCUGAACAGGGUUCCAGUGCAAGUGAGCGGAUCAGACCAGUUUAAAAUAACACGACAGGGCAGUGAGCUCUACCUGGACGGAGGCCUGUCUCCACCCUGCCAACGCAUGGGUGCCAUGGUGGCUUUUCAGUGUUUUGAUGACUUCAAAAGGAAUUUCGAUGAAGUUCUCUCCAGCUUUGCGGAACCACUCACAGAGAGUUCUCCGUUCUCAGAGUCCUGCUCCAGCCUCUAUGAGGAGGAGAGCUUUAAGAAUGUGAGGGAGAACCCGAUUCAUAUCAUUAAUGUAUCCAUAAAAACAGCGGACACAGAAGAGGACGACGGAUUGGUCACAGCCUUCGCUGCCUUCGCCCAAUCAAAGAAAGCAAUUCUCUUUGAGUAUGGAAUCAGGAGAAUCACAUUUUUGAUUGUGCAAAAGAGAGAAUUUCCCAAGUUCUUCACUUUUCGAGCUAGAGACGAGUUCCAAGAAGAUCGGAUUUACCGGAAUCUAGAGCCAGCUUUAGCUUUCCAGCUGGAGCUCAGCCGCAUGAGGAACUUUGACCUGACAGCCAUUCCCUGUGCCAACCACAAGAUGCACAUGUACCUGGGUGCUGCUCGUGUUCAGGAGGGUGCUGAAGUCACAGACUACCGCUUCUUUGUCCGAGCUAUUAUCCGCCACUCAGAUCUCAUUACAAAGGAAGCCUCUUUUGAAUACCUUCAAAAUGAGGGCGAACGUCUCCUGCUGGAGGCCAUGGAUGAGUUAGAGGUAGCCUUCAGUAACACCAGUGUUCGGACAGACUGCAACCACAUCUUCCUCAACUUUGUCCCCACCGUCAUCAUGGACCCCUCUAAAAUAGAUGAGUCUGUCCGCUCCAUGGUGAUGCGUUAUGGCAGCCGUCUUUGGAAGUUACGAGUCCUACAGGCUGAGCUGAAGAUCAACAUCCGCCUGACACCAACAGGAAAUGCUGUUCCUUUUCGCCUAUUUCUCACUAAUGAGUCUGGCUAUUAUUUGGACAUCAGCCUGUACAAGGAGGUCACUGACCCAGGAUCUGGACAGAUUAUGUUUCAAUCAUAUGGAGACAAGCAGGGUCCUCUACAUGGCAUGCUGAUCAACACUCCCUACGUGACCAAAGACCUGCUGCAGGCCAAACGCUUCCAGGCUCAGACUCUGGGCACAACAUACGUUUAUGACUUCCCUGAGAUGUUCAGACAAGCACUGUUCAAGCUGUGGGGACCAGGGGACAAGUACCCUAAAGACAUGCUGAUUUGCACCGAGCUGCUUCUGGACCCACAAGGUCGACUGGUGCAGAUGAACCGCCUGCCUGGAGACAACGACGUAGGAAUGGUCGCCUUCAGGAUGAAGAUGAAGACCCCAGAGUACCCAGAGGGCAGAGAAAUCAUCGUCAUCUGUAAUGACAUCACGCACAUGAUUGGCUCAUUUGGCCCUCAGGAGGAUGAGCUGUUCCUCAGGGCAUCUGAGUUGGCUCGGGCUGAAGGCAUACCCCGCAUUUACAUCGCAGCCAACAGUGGAGCGCGCAUUGGCCUUGCUGAGGAAAUCAAACACAUGUUCCAGGUGGCCUGGGUUGACCCCACUGACCCAUACAAGGGUUUCAAGUAUCUUUACCUGACACCUCAGGACUACACCCGUAUCAGCUCCACCAAUGCUGUUCACUGUCACCAUGUAGAGGAAGGUGCAGAGUCCAGGUAUAUAAUCACUGACAUCAUCGGGAAGGAUGAAGGUCUCGGGGUAGAGAACCUGCGAGGUUCUGGCACCAUUGCUGGAGAAUCUUCUCAGGCCUAUGAAGAGAUUAUUACGAUCAGUAUGGUGACGUGUCGUGCGAUUGGAAUCGGAGCCUAUCUGGUCCGUCUGGGACAGCGCGUGAUCCAGGUGGAGAACUCUCACAUUAUCCUGACGGGAGCAGGUGCUCUGAACAAGGUUCUGGGUAGAGAUGUCUACACUUCCAACAACCAGCUGGGAGGAGUCCAGAUCAUGCACAAUAAUGGAGUCACACACACCACUGUGCCAGAUGACUAUGAGGGUGUCUCCACCAUCCUCCAGUGGCUCUCCUACAUGCCAAAGAACAAACACUCCCCUGUGCCUGUCAUAGCAACUACAGAUCCAGUAGAAAGAGAGAUAGAAUUCACUCCUACAAAAGCACCAUAUGACCCUCGCUGGAUGCUGGCUGGGAGGCCUCACCCCAUGGUGAAAGGCGCCUGGCAGAGCGGAUUCUUCGACCACGGUUCUUUCAUGGAGAUCAUGGAGUCAUGGGCGCAGACAGUGGUGGUGGGAAGAGCACGGCUAGGAGGAAUCCCCCUGGGUGUCAUUGCUGUUGAAACACGAACAGUUGAGUUCACUGUCCCAGCAGAUCCGGCCAACCCGGAUUCAGAAGCUAAAGUUCUGCAGCAGGCUGGCCAGGUGUGGUUUCCAGAUUCAGCCUUUAAAACAGCUCAGGCCAUUUGUGACUUCAACCGUGAACAUCUGCCCCUCAUGGUGUUUGCCAACUGGAGGGGCUUCUCUGGGGGAAUGAAGGAUAUGUAUGACCAGAUACUGAAGUUCGGGGCUUACAUCGUCGAUGCGCUGCACAGUUUUCACCAGCCAGGGCUGGUGUACAUCCCGCCACAUGCUGAGUUGAGAGGAGGGUCCUGGGUGGUGAUUGACCCCACCAUCAACCCACUGUGUAUGGAGCUCUAUGCUGACAGGGAGAGCAGAGGUGGUGUGCUGGAGGCUGAGGGUACAGUAGAGAUCAAAUUCAGGAAGAAGGACCUGCUGAAGACCAUGAGAAGAAUAGAUUCAGUCUAUGCUAGUCUGGUUGAGCAGCUUGCUUCCCCAGAGCUAUCUGACAAACAGUACAGAGAACUGGAGUUGAAGCUUAAAGCACGGGAGGAAUUCCUGUUGCCCCUCUACCACCAGGUGGCAGUGCAGUUUGCAGAACUUCAUGACACCCCAGGCAGGAUGCAGGAGAAGGGUGUCAUCACUGAUAUUUUGGAUUGGAAAAAUGUACGGAGCUUCUUCUACUGGCGUCUGCGUCGCCUCCUGUUGGAGCAGGUGGUGAAGCGUGAGAUCCUGCAGGCCAACAAGGACCUCAGUGAUGGACACAUGCAGUCCAUGCUGCGACGCUGGUUUGUUGAAACAGAGGGAGCAGUCAAGGCUUACCUCUGGGAUAAUAACCAAGCAGUAGUCGAGUGGCUUGAGAAGCACUUGUCCAGGGAGGAUGGCACACGAUCGGCUAUCCGAGAGAACAUCAAGUACUUGAAAAGAGAAAAUGCAACGAAAGUCAUCCGCAGCCUGGUGGAGGCCAACCCUGAUGUAGCCAUGGACUGCAUCAUUCACAUGAGCCAGAACAUUACUGCGUCUCAGAGGGCAAAGCUCGCGCAUUUGCUCACAACUAUGGACAGCACCAGUUAAGCUGAGGGGCUUCAUCAGGUUAUAUUAACAAAAAGCUCUGUUCAGUUGAUUGUACUGUAUAGGUAAGUAGAUGGAAAAUAUAAAGCUAAAGGAAAAGUAUGACUAUUUAUUUUAGGACUAUAUUUUGGGCAGUUUUUUACAGUAACGCACACGUACACAGAGUAAUUUAUUCCACAAUGAUCACAAAGCCACUACAGUGCCCUGGUUGUUGCCAGCACUGCUCUUGAAUAGUGUCUUAGCAGGGAUCUCUUCACCUAUUCCACUCUUGAUUGACAAGCAGUUUGUCAUUUUAGCUGCUCAGUCCAGCUCACUAACGCACAACUCACUGCUGUAUUUGUACAUAGUGGUGUGUCAAUGAUAGAUUUUCCUUACUAGGCUCUUCACAUUCAACUGAGUUAUGCAGGCUUAAUAAUCUGAGAGACUUAAUACUCACUGUAGGUGCCGUUUUUUACUUUUUGUGAAAGGUAUUAAACAGAAUUUGUUGUUCUUUGAAUGUAGCUUACAUAAAAAAGUUUGGAGAACUGGUCAAUUUGUUUGAUCAAUCUGCAAAUAAAAUGAAAAGGAAAAUAAUGAAGUAUCAAAUUUCUGAGCCAGUAAAAUAAAAUUUUCAAAUGUAUUUCUGCAUGAACUACAGAAAUAUAUAUGAAGUGUCUGAUUUUUUGGCACUAUCACAAGUGCAGUUGUUUGUCAUUUCACUGUUGAUGGACUCAGCCAUCCAUCUUUUUCAUUGCCACUUUCAAUGUGUUGAUCUGUGUAUGUUGUGUUUUUGUAUGCUAAUGGCAGUGAUAUGAAUGACAGGGCAUAGUGUGACACUACAUGUGAUACUUUGGAGCAUUUCUUUCAUUUUUGUCAGUAUGUCUGACAUUAAACAGUAAUUCUUAAAACUAAGGUUUCAUGAAAUGUGGAUAUUAGUCGCUGAAGUGAUCCCCCCAGUGGUGUCUUGAAUUGCCUUACCUUUGAUCAAAGUGCCAGAAAUACAAGCCAUAACAUUUCAUUUGAAUGUAUAUAACUCUUUCAUGUGUCUUGUAUUAUACC